GUUUUGUAUCCGUAUGUUCAUUACUUAAUGUUUAAUGUGCACAUGUAUUUAAAUAAAUAAAAUAAUUUAAACCCUUAAAAACCGGAAACUUCCGGUGUUCGUUACAGUCACCUGACCGAGUGACAGAAGUUUGAGCAGCACGUCGACAUUUGUUAUUAAAUAGAACCAGAACAGAUUGUGAUAAUGCGGUGGUUGAUUUGUGGACCAAAACUCGCCGCGUGUGGGAUUGUGUUGAGCACGUGGGGGGUUAUAAUGCUGGCCAUGCUGGGGAUUUUCUUCACCACACAUUCAGCAAUGCUGAUUGAAGAUGUGCCUUUUACAGAUGAAGACAUCCACCAAGAUACCAACCCUCCUCAGACGAUCUACACCCUGUACAACAAGGUGGGCUACAACUGCUUCAUAGCAGCUGCUAUCUACAUCCUGUUUGGAUUCUUCUCCUGCUGCCAGAUGAAGCUCAACAAGCGGAAGGAGUACCUGGUGCACUAGUGCCACCCGCUGGACGGAGGAACUCCCAGCAGCACUCUGGCAGCAGGAGGCGGCGUUCGGAAGCUCGCAACUCUGAUCACUGACUUCUGUCUCAGGGUUUAAAAUUCCUAAUUAUAAACUACAGGGGGGAGACUGGGCAUUGUGUGGGAGCAGAUCAGCGUUCUGCACCUUCAUGUAUUCAAGAUGAGAUAAAUUCUACCUCUGAUCACAAGGGGUGAAAUGAUUUUCAAAGGUUUCUUCCUGUACUGUACAAGAGAAUGUGUUUUUGAUUAUUACCAGUAUCCGUGUUUGGAAUGUUAGAAUGACAUUGGAUCUAAUUCUUUGUUUUUGUGGACUUUUGGCUGUACAGUGCCUCAGAGAAUCAUAUUUUGAAUGGUUGUCUUUAUUCAAAUGUCCAAGGUUUUAGUCCAGCAUUCAUUUCAAACAUUAUAUUGUUUAUUUGACACAAGGGUGGAUUUUUCACUUCUGCAGAGAUGACUUUGUCCCGACAAUUUUUAAACAUGCAGCUUCUUCACAGUGAAGCUGGAUCAUCUGUUAACAUCGGUUGCUGCAGAACGUAAGUUCCAUAAUAAAGUGAUGAAGACUACAUGAAACAUACAAAUAUACAUGAACAUAUUGGCUAUAUGACAAGAGUGUACUGACAAAAAGUGAAGCUGGAGAUAAUGAGCUUAACUCAGCUUUCAGCUCAUCUUCAUCAGUGAGUGGCUGUUAUAAAAAUGUCAUGGAAAACAUACUUAAGAAGGAUUUUCUCAUAUUCAUUCUUCACUUUGAUAUUCAUAUUGCUGGAAACUUUCACUUGUACCCCACUACAUUUCCAAAAUAAAAUGUAUAUUUUUCACUUGUAAGCAUCGCCGUUGCUACAAAAUACAAUCGGAAGAAAUUGGUUAUGUGCGUCAUUGCUGCUAUGUUGCAAGUUAAUGCACACUCCGUCCCAGUUGGUGACAUAAUGCCUAUUUGUUGCCAAGCGCCAAAACUAAAGAAGAAGUUAGUUUGUUAGUCUUUCUAUAUAGUGAUGCUGUUUUCUAUGCGGCUAGGCAGGAGGUAAAGGUACUGAAGCUCCAGUCCUUCAUUCUGACUCAUGAUGUGGCCCUCAAUCUCCACCAGCUCCGCUCUGAACUUCUCAAUUAGUUCCUGGGCCCGCCCCUCGGUGAAGUGCUCGUCUGUGUAUUUGCCCAAAGGAAUCUAGGCAGGAGAAAACAGGAAGUUACUAAAGAGACAGGAACUAAGUUGGGUGUCUAUUAUAGAAACAAAGGCUGUUGUCUUGCGAGAAAAAACCCCAAUACAAGCAACAUUUCUGUCAAUGCUGGAUUAUGGGGAUAUUUUAGACAUGCAAAUCAAUCUUCUGUGAAAAUGCUGGACUUAGUGUACCAUGCAGCACUAAGAUUUGUAACUAAUUCCAGUUUUUGUACUCAUCACUGUAGCUUGUAUGAGAGCGUUGUUUGGCCUUCCAUGCAUUGUCGCAGGUUGGAGCAUUGGUAUAUUUUUCUUUUUUAAGGCCAUAAUGUGUAAACUGCCUUCUUACUUAUGAUCUCUUGACGCCUGAAGUCACCAUCAGGAAAUGUAAUCUUUGUUCAUAUGGGCAAACCAUGUAUAACAUUCUCUGAAUGCAGAUUUGGUGAAAGUGCCUUUAAAGUUUUUGCACCCACAUCCUGGUAUACAUUGCAAAAUCACCAACAAUGACACAGUUUAAAAUUAGGAUAAAGAACUAUUUGAGUAAUAAAUGCACAUAUGCUGUUACUGAGCACUGCUGGUGAUUGUGUUGAGAUGAUAUUUAAAUGACAACUGUCUUUUCCUGUUUCAUGUUGUUUGUUUUUACUGUAUAUUUUAAUAUGGGACCUUGAAAAAGAGAUUCCCAAUCUCAAUAGGAUUAUUUCCAGGUAAAAUAAAAGGUUAAUAA
Messenger RNA from Etheostoma spectabile (orangethroat darter), 2383 nucleotides. It is a transcript of the gene rnaseka, whose product is annotated as ribonuclease, RNase K a. Gene Ontology annotation, biological process: nucleic acid metabolic process. The record is from RefSeq and is a predicted model, not a curated record. The transcript has 4 exons. Gene Ontology annotation, molecular function: RNA endonuclease activity. Lineage: Eukaryota; Metazoa; Chordata; Actinopteri; Perciformes; Percidae. Bases 184 to 486 code for a protein of 100 amino acids.